Molecule: messenger RNA, 2575 nt
Organism: Solanum pennellii
Lineage: Eukaryota; Viridiplantae; Streptophyta; Magnoliopsida; Solanales; Solanaceae
Product: WD repeat-containing protein 26 homolog
Exons: 6
Coding region: 667-2409 (580 amino acids)
Molecular function (GO): protein binding
Source: RefSeq, a predicted model, not a curated record
AGAAGCUUUGAGAGGUGGUUCCCCAAUCCACGCAAAAAGAUUAGUAUAAUACUCCUCCUUUACAAAGGGGACCCUAGUUGAGUAAAAUGCCAAACAACUCUUUCCUCUAUUUCUCUAUUCACAAGUUCUCCAUUAACACAAAUACUCAAAUCUCUCUACAAGAUUCUUACUCUCAACAAUCAAUCAUAUACCUUUUUUAGCUUUCAAUCGAGUGAUUGUUUACCCACCUAAUCUACUAGUCUUAGCUUACCGACAAGCGAAGGAAAUAAAAGAAUACAAUUUGGGAUAAAACCAUUUGCGAUUUACUGGUUUUUCAAUCAGUGUAUGUAUCUAUUUUGAUCUGAAUCUUCAAAUUGCUUUAUGGGUAUUGCAGAUUCUUUUCUAAUCUUUUGUUGAUUUUCUGGAAUUGAAACUUCUCUGUCUGCAUCAGUUCUCUUAUUCGGGAGGAUUAUUAUUAGCGGGUAAUGCUGUUUGAUCAGGAGGCUGGUAUUGAGAAGACCGAAUAGGUUAUUCAAAGAAAAUGGUAGCUAAUGCUCCUUUGAUGUUAAUGUGGACUUAGCGGGAGCAAUGUACUAGGCAGGCUGUUCAAUGGAUUUAGGCCUACUAUUCCAACUUUUCAGUUUUGUCUUCCUCCUGCUGUUAUAUAUGGGCUGACGUGUUUGUUUCAUGGGAGCUGAGGACGAUGAUGAACCACCAUCAAAACGUGUGAAGGUAUCCUCCGGUCAAUUGGUAGAUAUUUCUGACAGGACAUUUGUUAGAGAUCCUGCAAGUUGUUCAUUGGGUGACUCGAUGGCUCGACCCCUGACUCUUCAAGGGGACGAUGAGGUUGUUGGUACUAAAGGAGUUGUCAAGAAAGUUGAAUUUGUUCGGAUUAUAACUGAGGCAUUAGAUUCUCUUGGUUACAAAAAGACUCGGGCCUUACUAGAGGAAGAGUCAGGGAUACCCUUGCACACUUCCGUCGUAAAUUUGUUUAUGCAGCAAAUUCUUGAUGGUAAAUGGGAUGAAAGUUUAAACACAUUGCGAAAGAUUGGUCUGGUGGAUGAAAAAAUUGUAAAGUUGGCAUCUUUUGUGAUAUUGGAGCAGAAGUUUUUUGAAUUGUUGCACAAGGAAAAAGUUAUGGAUGCUCUGAAGACACUGAGGGGCGAGAUCUCACCUCUUUGCAUAAACAAUGAUAGAGUCCAUCAGCUUUCGUUUUUCAUUAUAUCACCUUCUCAGCAGGUUCUUACUGGGGUAUCAGGUCAAGGCACAGCGAGAAUAAAGUCACGUACAAACCUACUAGAGGAAUUGCAAAGAUUGCUUCCCCCAACAGUUAUGGUUCCAGAAAAGAGAUUGGUACAUCUUGUUGAACAAGCUCUUGACUUGCAACUAGAUGCUUGUAGAUUUCACAACUCUGUGGUUGGUGAAAUGUCACUGCUCAGUGAUCAUCACUGCGGAAGAGAUCAUAUUCCAUCUCUAACAAUGCAGAUAUUACAUGAACAUAAAGAUGAAGUCUGGUUCUUGCAGUUUUCCCAUAAUGGAAAGUACUUAGCCUCGUCAUCUGCCGAUUUUGCAGUAAUUAUAUGGGAGGUCAAAUUGGAUGGCAGUGUCUGCAUGAAACACAGACUUUUGGGUCACGAGACAUAUGUCUCGUAUAUAUCAUGGAGUCCUGAUGACCAUCAGCUUCUCACUUGUGGUGAAGAGGAAGCUGUCAUUCGGUGGGAUGUCGAGUCUGGUGUACGUAUACACACUUAUGAGAAAAAAUUUGUUAAGUUUAUCUCAUGCGGCUGGGCUCCUGAUGGAAAAAGGAUAUUCUGUGGUGUAACUGACAAAAGCAUUAGCAUGUGGGAUUUGGAAGGGAAAGAGCUUGAGUGUUGGAAAGGCCACAGGACUACUAGAAUAUCGGACUUGGGGAUAACAAGUGAUGGGAAGCAUGUUGUCUCUGUUUGUAAAGAAAAUAUGAUAGUAUUAGUUGGAUGGGAAUCAAAAGUAGAGAGAGUAAUUCAGGAGGAUCAAGCAAUAACCUCAUUUGUAUUGUCCAUGGACAGUAAGUAUGUGUUGGUUAGUCUUUCAAACCAAGAAAUUCAUCUCUGGAAUAUCGAGGGAACUGUAAAACUCGUAGCCAAAUAUAAGGGGCAUAAACGUUCUCGGUUCGUUGUGAGGUCUUGCUUUGGAGGACUAGAUCAAGCUUUUAUUGCCAGUGGAAGCGAGGACUCACAGGUUUAUAUAUGGCACAGAGGCUCAGGUGAACUUGUUGCGACACUGGCUGGACAUUCAGGGGCGGUGAACUGUGUUAGCUGGAACCCAACAAAUCCUCAUAUGCUGGCAUCUGCGAGUGAUGAUGGUACAAUUCGUAUAUGGGGCGAUAAUCGAGUAAACACAAAGCAACAUGACACUGAUAAUGGUGUGAACUACUGCAAUGGGCUAAGUUGAAAUCUGAGAUGCAAAAGGGCAGCGUGUAACGUUACAAAUAUCUUUCAUCGCUAUCACUGGUUUCUGUGUAUAUUCUGUAUGUUCAUGUCGAAUCAACAUUUAUGACAAACAAGAAUGUGAAAUUUGCAUUCAGUCCAUUAAUAAAUCGUGUACUCUUUCCUCCAUA